AUGGAUCAUCCCGAAGGAUCCGAGGUGAACAAGGCGACGGAGGAUGAAGAACCCAGCAGCAGUGUUGGGUUCGGACCAGCAGAGACCCCGACCGAAAAGCCCAUCUAGGGAAAAUACAGUGUGAUGGAUCAUCCCGAAGGAUCCGAGGUGAACAAGGCGACGGAGGAUGAAGAACCCAGCAGCAGUGUUGGGUUCGGACCAGCAGAGACCCCGACCGAAAAGCCCAUCUGUGGGCGAAGAAAAUCUCUUUGGGAUCGCCUUUGCCUGUUCAGGAAACACAGCAGCGGGGACUUACACAGUCGGCUUAAGACGAGAAAGCUGCUUGGAGUUGGAGAGACAGACGACGGAGAGAUUCAUCGCUCCAAGAUAUCCCAGCUUCUCGGACACAACGAGCACCUGUUCUUGAAAUUCCCGCGAGGAUUUUGGCCAGCGACUCAAGCGCAGGUCGCUGCAAUAUUUGUGCAAGGAUUGCUAUUUGUUUUCAUACCGCAAAAAGCAGCCGAAUACGGUUUAUUCCCAGGGGCUGCUGUCGUGGCUGAAGGUUGCACCGGGUGCUCUUCCUCACUGCGCCUCGCUGGCGUUGCCAUGACAUGUCUCGCUUAUGGCCUGCACCAAGGGAUGCGAACCUUCGAGUUCGACAAGGUCCAAGGGAGAUCCUGUCUGGUCGCAAUCAUUUUGUUCAAUUCCCUCACGGCAGCGAGCUCGUUGUGGGCUUCAGCCUCAUCGGGGAUCUUGUUCACCAAAAGGUCCAUCUUCUCUGCUGGAGCCAGGAUCAUUUUGGCACUCACAUCAGGAGCUUACCUACAAGCACUCAAUUCGACGAAUUCCCACAACAGCGCCGCAAUCCGUCGAGGAUCAUCAACCUUUAGUAGGGAACCCACUUCAUCCCCGAUUGUCAAGUGUGCUCCCGAUGUAGAGGAACUGAGGCAAACAGAAGCAAACAAGAAAAGUGCAUGAACAAUAAAUGUGUUCAUCCUGAGUAAAGGUAUCAUCCCCGUCGACUGAAAUAUCUGCGUAAUGGCGAACAAAACUCGGGAAACUAAUUGAACAAUGAUUCCCAAAUUUCAACGCCGUCACAAAGAUAGUCCUCAGCAGGUCUUGUCCUUACGAAUUUCCCGUCGACCAAUGGAAUUCAAUUCCCUGUGAGAAAACAAAUUCAUCUCAGGCAACCGGAAUUGAAAUCCUUCGGUAAACAGUGAAGUAACAAGAAAUAACUCGUGCGGAUAAACGAAAAGAGCAGAAAUUGCGUUGGAGCUGUGAGCUAAAUGACAAACCCGACGCAUUCUACAUACUGGCGUCGGAAUGGGCAUUCAGCAAACAGCAAACAACAAUCACCUUCCCGGGAAUGUAAUUUUUUUUUAACAGACAGAAUAAAAUCUUGAAAGCUGGAAAGCACUUGGUGCUACGAAUCCAAAAAUCGUUCCACCGAAGCUGCCCAGAAUUCACGACUGCUACUAUUCAACCUGAUGAAGUCGAGACGAAAGAUGUAACUGAUGCAUAUUCGGAAUAAUUAACUGGCUUAUAUACCAUCGAUAAGAACCCCCCUUGAACCCCUUCCACAGAAAACUUUCACCCCUCAAGGAAGACCCAAGAUCAACCGCAUUUUUGCGAGACGUACUUACGUAACUGACCUUUUGUCGCGUGGAAAAUUCUCGAACAAAAGGACCUACGAUGGCCAAGGUCUUUUCUUUGCCGAAUACCAGAGAUUUCGAUGCUUUUCACCUUUCUGGGAAGAGAUUUUCAUUUGCGGGAUGUUGGGAUUUCCAGUUUCAAGGCUGUUCUUGUGGUUUCUCCCUUUUGGUGUUGGAGUGAAAGUCGUAAUUUAUUCUGUUCGUAGAAUCGGCAACUAAUAUUUGCCCAAACUGCAUUUUUUUAUUGUUUAUGUUGGUGCCACUAUGUUCGAGAAAUCUUCGGGAAAAAGAAAAUGCUGCAUUGGAGAAAAAGCCACGAGUUGAAAAAUAUGGUUUGAGGAACAAAUGCAUCACGUAAAUAAUGUGUCGUGAAAGAAAACGACUCCGAAGGAAAAAGUUCGAAGACAAGCAGUCAUAUAUUUUUGGAGGGUCUAGUUCCUUCAAAAUGUUUCAAUGUUCGAAUUAUUAUGCUGCUUUUUACUUUUUUACGCAGUUUAUUUCCUCACUUGUGGUUCAUUUCGCUCGGGGAAAUUUUUACGUUGCAUCAUUUUCCGCCUCUUUUUGUGCAUUAACUUUAUACACUAAUUGCAUUAAUUGCUUCAACAUUAUGAUGAAAUUGUCUUCUAUUCUAAGUUCUGAUCACUUACGCAAUUAUAAAAAGAUAUGUAUCCAUUUUUCUCUUUCAAGUUUUCUCCUUAUAGACAUUUCCUUUUCUCUGCGUUUUCUCUUUGAUGCCGAUAACUUCAUGACAAUUAAAUUGAAAUAGGGCAAAGAAAAUUUGUCGGUGUAGUGAAAAUGCAGGGAAUAAUGCAAGAGAGAGAAUAUACCGUGAAAGGAACGCCACCGAAGCCGUAAAUAAGCUUUUUUAAAUGUUAAUUUGUGAACGUAUAGCGAUUUCAUGCCUGGGGAUUCAAGAUAUACGAAUUUAUAAUUGUAUUAAUUGCGAACUGUCUAAAUCAAUUGCGAACUGUC
This is a messenger RNA of Notodromas monacha, 2603 nucleotides long. The record is from the annotation of a GenBank genome assembly. NCBI's taxonomy places the organism in Eukaryota, Metazoa, Arthropoda, Ostracoda, Podocopida, Cyprididae.